Paramacrobiotus metropolitanus is the source of this 969-nucleotide messenger RNA. RefSeq lists its product as uncharacterized. The record is from RefSeq and is a predicted model, not a curated record. NCBI's taxonomy places the organism in Eukaryota, Metazoa, Tardigrada, Eutardigrada, Parachela, Macrobiotidae. Bases 151 to 720 code for a protein of 189 amino acids. The transcript is spliced from 7 exons.
CACCAUCAACAUGCAACACUGCAACUAUCCACCAACGACAAGUGCACCGCUGUCCUGCUCGUUUUCUUUUCCGAACGGCGGACUUCUCUAUCCAGAUCAGUGUACCGCGGUAUAUGUGACUCCGCUAUAGGACCCGCAUGUGUCACAGGAAUGCGGCGGGCGCGUGACCUUUCAGCUGAACGGAUUGCCGUGCGCUUCGGUGCAGUUGACGGCACUGUGGUUUUCGAUCCUUCUAGUCAAAGGUGCAGCGUAGGACCCGGGAUUAUUUACAGCGGUACGGUAACUGCGAUCGACAUGUAUACAGGAAUACCGUACCAUACUGCGCAAAUUACGAUGGACACCGAAAAUCUGGGACAUUGUGUAAGUUCAACGCCAUUUUCCCCCGGCACUCCUUGCAACGUUACGUAUCCUGAUCACAAUGGACCGUUCGCUCCGAUGUUUUGCGACGAAACAUUUUUUACCCCCAAUUACGUUGCUGUCGAGUGUGCAGCUUUGUACGAGCUUACCGGAUUGCCAUGCGCUCAAGCACACCCCGACGGAUCUAUAUCCGUUAAUGUCAACGGAGACGGGUGCGUUGUGGGAAGCGGAAUUACGUACAACGGCACAUUGACGGUGGGAGCUCCGUGGAUAUUCACAACCGGAACAUGGGAUGUGCAGAUGGACACUACGAAUUUGCAACACUGUCCCAUUACGACAUCCACUACUGCUGAUGAAAUUUAGAGCUGCAGGGGCGUCGAACAAAAAUUUGUUAAUUAAAAUUUAAUCGAAUUGCUAGAAAAUUAUCUAAUGAUGCACUCCGUAUCUGAAAAUUUCGUAUUUCGUGCGACAAUCCGACAAUCAAAUAUAAUCGAAAACUAUUCGUGAAUGCAUGAUUAUUUUUUUUUCGAUUGACAAUCCUGUUUUCCUGCAUUUUUGAGCCUGUGAAUCGACGAUUUUAACGGUAACAAAACAAUCUUUACCCAAUAAAAU